UUUAUUGGAUGCCAACCGCCGUUAAACCUCAACAAAGAAGAAGCAACGUCACAUCCUUUUUCACCAUGGCGGCUGAUUUAACUCCGAGGUUUAGACGAUUGAACAGUCAAACACGGAGCCUUCGUGAAAAUGUUCAACCAGGAUUCUCUGGGCCCUUCCACGCUACACAGCUGUGGCACAACAUCAUCCAGGCGCUGCAUACACAGGUGGAGGUGCGACGACGGCGGCGCCACCUGUGUGUGCACCCUGACUGCUUCACAGGCUCGGAUGCAGUAGACGCUGUGCUCAGCUACUUGAUGCAGAACGUCUUCUUCUGUGCCAGCGAGGUGUCACGCCUCAAGGCCGCCAGGCUCUGCCAGGCGCUCAUGGAGGCCAAGGUGUUUGAGGCGGUGGGCACCAAGCUGUUCCGCCGGGACAAGGAGGCCACUUUCGAGGACACGAGCUGCAGCCUCUACCGUUUCCAGGACUGCGGCUCGCUGCCCGGCUCAGCCAGGAAGGCUGGGAAGGAUGGGGACACAGAGAACAUGGCCCCCGAGGACUUAGUGAGGAAGAGGAAGAAAGGCUCUAGACUGAGUGAGCUGAGGACCAUCUCCAACCCCCUGGCGCUGGGCCCCUCAGACCGGAGGGUGGAGAGGCUGCUGAAGAUCAUCAACCUGCAGCCCUCCCUCCCUAAAGCCAUUACCAAAGCCCCCACCACCAUCUUCCUUUCAAAGACAGUGGUGGAGGAGGUGUGGAAGCAGCAGACGGUGGAGCUACCCGUGCUGGACUGCAUCCUGGCGACUCCGACCCGGGGGGCCCAGCCCCACCCCCAGGCUGCCGCCCUGCAGCUGCUGCAGAGCCACCACCAGGACCUGGUCAUCUCCAACACCUGCCUGGACCGUGAGCUGCCCCAGACCCUCAACCUUCCUGAGCUGGACGCAUGGCUGGUGGCAGCCGCUGACUGCCUGGAGCUCUUCCCUGACCAGCUGAUCGUGUUGGCGGGGGAGCACCUCCUCCAGCAGGGCAGCACCACAGAGGGGGCAGAGAGGCUGAGCGGCCAGAAGAAACUGCUGUUUGACACCAUGGCCAAGCACUACGGAGGCCAGGAGAGGUCCCCGCUGCUCACCGGACGCUACCUGGACAUCCACACGGCCAUACUGGACCUGCUGGACUGUGGGAAGGUGGAUGAUGCUGUCAGGGCCUAUCAGCUGUGUCUGCAUCUGCUGGAGCCUGCUGGGAGAGAUGAGCUGAGGAGGCUCCUGGCCUUCAUGGCCGCAGCAGCCCAUCCGGAUGCAUGCCGUCUGCACAAACAGACAGACAACAGGGCCCUGGUCAGCAGGAUGUUUCUGAAGGCCGUCGUGCAGACUAAAGAGCUAUCUCGUACCCAGAGCGAGAGGCUGCUGCUGUUUCUGAUGGACAACCACACUCAGCUCUUUAAGACCCCCACAUCUCUGAUUGAUGCUGUGAGGAGAACGCUGCAAAUUCUGCAGCAAGGAAGAGAUCCGACAUUGCGAGUGAGUUCAAUCCAACUUGAGUACAUUCAGCCCCACUUGAUACAUCAUUUUAGGACUUGGUGAUCUACAGUAUAUGCCCUUUUGUGCUUAUGCUAUUAUCAUAACAGUACUACAUAAAAUAGUGAGUCAUCCCUAAUCUUCAGUAAUGAMAUAAACCACCAUCAGUGUCGUGUUCACUAGGCACGAAAUGAAAUAAAACCGACUGAAACGGGCAGGAACUACCAAUGAGAAGCACAUUUUUCCGUGAUGCAUUCCCUAAUAAAUACACCCCUGUAUUGACYCCCUUCUCCUCAUCCUGUGUUGCAGUGUUUACAUUCUGCCAUCAGGUGUCGCUGCAGCAGUAUGAGGAUCAUACCCUGGAGAGCCUAAAGCAGCUGAUCAGGGACAUCAGCCUGAGCAAGGCCCUGUCUGUCAAGGAGGAGGAGGCUGGUCAAGGAGUUCCAGAAGCMCCAUCCCAUAGUCUUCCUCCAGCACUUCUCCUCCAUUUUCUAGGGGGGGAAAGGGAAUGUAAUGAGUGGUGGUAGACCCAAUCCAAAAUCAAACCUUACCCCUGCCAUGCAUUUGUAGAUUUGGAAGGAUUGGAUUAGUUAUAAGCAAUUCCAGGUAUAAGUGUUCCACUUACCAAWCAGAGGGUAAGGUCAUUCCAGGGCCAUGUUCAGUUGCUAAAUGUUCUUGAACGUUACAGAUUGAAAUGAGCCGAUGUGAUUCCUUAUUCUACAUGUCAGAGUCAUGUUUGAUCUACAUAGUGUAUUUAUUAUCUGAACGAUCAAUCCUGCUGAACAUGCCCCUGGUCUACACAAGGGCAUACUGCAUAGAGGGUGGGCCUAGGGGUUGAUUUUGGAAUUGGGCAGUAGGGAUCCUUGUCGCCUUAACAAGCGCGUUUGUUCUUCGUUAUGCCAACAUUUUCCACAGUGCUGGCAAUAGUUUUGUUCCAAGACAGGAUAUACAGUAAGUUUUUGCCAGGUGAUUAUCAGGACUGUUUGCGCUUUACAUGGGAUGAAAUUACUAUUUUAGUUAGUGUUAUCUUUUAGUGAUGUUACUCUUACGAGGCUUUGCUUUUCAAGUGUUCUUAUGACUCCGGCUUCAGGAAUGCAUUUGCACUAGUUUGUAGGCCAUAGUAUGUUAGUGGUAUGACAGUAGCAAUUGUUUUGUUCUAACAAGGAGAGAUGCACUUACCCAGGUGGCUCAAGGGUUUAUUUCUGGUGAAUGAGAGCAUUCUCUGCUUUCCGUAGCUGAUGCCUGUCAGGAAAACCUUUGAUUUUGUUGAAAUCGACACAGAGGGGAAUGUGUAAUGUUGGUGAAACAUUUAUCUAAAACUAACAGGCAUAGGAUCUAACUGAAUUUAUUCAGGGCUGGUUUUGGUAUCAAGUAUCUAGUUUUCUCAGGUAGAUUUAUAUUUAGGUACUGUAAAUAGAAGUUUAGGCUGGAUAUUAAGCUUGAACAGGAAUCUCUUUAGACGAAUAAGCAUUACACUUUAUUUCUAUACCUUAAAUGAAAUUUAACACACCUAUUGUGUUGACAGUCUUAACAAAUGACGUAUUGUUUUGGAUUUCGUUGACUGCAUCUUAUAACUGGUAAGGGAAUAACGCUGGUAAAUGUAACACUACUUUUAUAUCUGUACAUUUUCUGUUGGGGACAAACGGAAUUAUUUGAAAUGGUAUUCAUUUAGUUAUUUGUGGAACUGUUUCCCACUGCUGUCAAGAACCYAUUUCAUAUCUGUUAAUCACAUAGUUGACACUAACUAUUCUAUUGGAUUGUAAUAGGCUUUGAUUGCAUGGGUUUGCAAGUUUAAUCAUAAGGUGGAAUGUUUAAAAUGCAGCCAAAAGUUUUUACUUUUGUAGUUUGUUGGUGGUCUUACAAAUGAAUGCUUUGUCUCAAAUAAGUGCCAUGUUUUUAGCCUAACUUGAAGUCUGAGUGAAUUAACUUAUUGAAAUGAGUGUAAAUCAUACAAUCCAGGGGUGUGAAAAUUAGUUUCUAUUGGACAAAUUCAAAUGGGUCCCUGUUCGUUUCCGUUUUCCUCUGUGUGGUUCCUAGUGAAUACACCCCAGGUUACUUUUUGUGAGUAUUACAUUGUUAAUUAAGUUGUUGCAUCAUUGUUAUAACGUUUUAAAUUCUAGAGCAUUUUCUGUACUGCUGCUGUAUGUUGCUGCCUAGUUUUUAGCUUUACAUAUCUUAGUCAACAGAAUAGUACACACGAUCUGUAAAGUUGCCGAUUCAGGUUUUAUAGUUAAUACGUUGAAUUGUUUUGAAAUGCACUUUGUUGAAAAACUAUUAAAUACAGUACAAUAAGACUUUCAUUAAACAUCAUUGGAA
Messenger RNA from Salvelinus sp. IW2-2015, 3806 nucleotides. The record is from RefSeq and is a predicted model, not a curated record. NCBI's taxonomy places the organism in Eukaryota, Metazoa, Chordata, Actinopteri, Salmoniformes, Salmonidae.